CUCCUCCUCUUCGCCACCGCCGCCGCCUUAGGCAGGUCCCGAGGGACCCCGGAGUCCGGAGCUCCCCGCCGGAGGGGCCGAGGGGGCCUCCGCCCCGGGAUGUCGCCGCCCCGCGCCUUCCCGGAGCCCGAGUAUUCGGCCGAGUACUCGGUCAGCCUGCCCUCCGACGCGGAGCGGGCCGGGGCCGGGGCCGGGGCCGGGGCCGGGGCCGGGGCCGGGGCCGCCGGCUCCGCCCGGCCCCACGAGGUCACCGCCCGCGGCUCGGGCCCCUGCCGCUGCCUGCCGCGCUUCCUGCGGCUCACCUUCGUCCCCGCCUCCCUGGAGCACCUCUACCAGACCUACUUCAAGCGGCAGCGCCACGAGACCCUGCUGGUGCUGGGCAUCUUCGCCGUCCUCUUCGACUGCUUCGUCCUGGUCACGUGCGCCGCGGUCUUCUCCCCCGACAAGGUGGCCCCCAUCGCCGUGGCGGGCGGGGGGCUGCUGCUGGCCGCCUUGCUGCUGGGCCUGUGCCGGCGGGGGCUCCGCGGCGCCGGCGGCGCCCGCCGGGCCGUCCCCUACCUGCUGUGGCUGCUCAUCGUCGCCCAGAUAUUCUGCUACCUGGGCCUCGCCUUCUUCCGCGCCCAGGCGGCCAGCGACACGGUGGGCUGGCUGGCUUUCUUCGUCUUCUCCUCCUUCAUCACGCUGCCCCUUGGGCUGACGCCCCUGCUGCUGGUCUCCGGGGCCUCCUGCGCCGUCCACACCUUGGUCCUGGGUGUCACCGUCGCGCAGCGGCGGCGAGAGCGGCUGGACUGGGCCUACCUGCUGAGAGAGGUCCUGGCCAAUGUGGUCGUCUACCUCUGCGCCAUCGCCCUGGGCAUCAUGUCCUACUACAUGGCUGACCGCAAGCACCGCAAGGCCUUUCUGGAGGCUCGCCAGUCCCUCGAGGUCAAGAUCAACCUGGAGGAACAGGGGCAACAGCAGGAAAGCCUGAUGCUGUCCAUCCUGCCCAAGCACGUGGCAGACGAGAUGCUGAAGGACAUGAAGAGGGAUAAGACGCAGCAGGAGCUGCAGCAGUUCAACACCAUGUACAUGUACCGACACGAGAACGUCAGCAUCCUGUUUGCGGACAUCGUGGGCUUCACGCAGCUGUCUUCCACCUGCAGCGCCCAGGAACUGGUCAAGCUGCUCAAUGAGUUGUUUGCCCGUUUCGAUAAGCUGGCGGCCAAAUACCACCAGCUGCGGAUCAAGAUCUUGGGCGAUUGUUACUAUUGCAUCUGUGGGCUCCCAGACUACCGAGAGGACCACGCCGUCUGCUCCAUCCUCAUGGGGCUCGCCAUGGUGGACGCUAUCUCGUAUGUGCGGGAGAAGACGCAGACCGGGGUGGACAUGCGAGUCGGGGUGCACACGGGCACGGUGCUGGGCGGCGUGCUGGGGCAGAAACGCUGGCAGUACGACGUCUGGUCCACAGACGUUACCGUCGCCAACAAGAUGGAAGCCGGGGGCAUCCCGGGGCGGGUACACAUCUCCCAGAGCACCCUGGACUGCCUGAAGGGAGAGUUCGAGGUGGAGCCGGGCAACGGGGGCAGCCGGUGCGACUAUCUGGAGGAUAAGGGGAUCGUCACCUACCUCAUCUGCGCGUCCGGGCCCGCCCAGCUGCAGGCCAGGAGCGGCGUCAACGGUGUGAAUGUAGCGCUGCCAUCCUCGCUGCCCAGCUCCCCGGCCCCGUUCGACGCCACGGAAGCCAAGGAGCAGAACGGGAACGUCAACACCACCUGUUCCAGCCCCCAGAAGCGGGAGGAGCUAGAUGCCCAAGUGGUUAAGCCUUCCUUCCCCAAUCCCCGUCGGCGCCUGCGCCUGCGAGACUUGGCCGAGAGGGUGGUCGACGCCUCAGAGGACGAAAACGAGCUUAAUCAGCUGCUCAACGAUGCUCUCCUGGAGCGGGAGUUGGCACAGGGGGCAAAGGACAGGACCACCUUCCUGCUGUCCAUGCGCUUCAUGGAUCCGGAGCUGGAGACCCGCUACUCUGUGGAGAAAGAGAAGCAGAGUGGGGCUGCGUUCAGCUGCUCCUGCGUGGUUCUCCUCUGCACGGCCCUCAUCUGGGCCCUCCUGGACCCUGGGCUGAUGGCCAAUUACGUGACCUUCGUGGUGGGGGAGGGCCUCCUGCUGAUCCUGACCGUGUGUUCCCUGGCGUCCAUCUUCCCCCGGGUGUUCUCCAAGAAGCUGGUGGCCUUCUCCACCUGGAUCGACAGGACACGCUGGGCCAGGAACACUUGGGCCGUGGCGGCCAUCAUCAUCCUCAUCAUGGCCGACCUCGUGGACAUGCUCAGCUGCCUGCACUGCUCCGGGGAUCCCGGCAACUGGACGGCGGCAGGCGGCUGUGCCGCCAACCCCAAAUACUCCAGCUACGUCGCCAUCCUGACCCUGAUCGCCAUCGUCAUGCUGGUGCAGGUCAGCCACAUGGUCAAGCUCACCCUCAUGCUGCUGCUCUUGGGGGGCGUGGGCGUGGUCAACAUCUACGCCUGGCACCCCGCCUUCGACCAGUACGACCGCCAGCAAUUCCAGGAGCACGACAGCUCGCCCCACCUCGUCAGCCCGGAGAAUCGGGUGCCGUUUCCCGACCUGCUCAACGGCACCAGCAGCCUGCCCCUGGUCCCUUCCAAGUACUCGAUGACAGCGAUGCUCUUCGUCAUGAUGCUGAGUUUUUACUAUUUCUCUCGCCAUGUGGAGAAGCUGGCGCGGACGCUGUUCCUGUGGAAGAUGGAGGUGCACGACCAGAAGGAGCGCGUCUACGAGAUGCGGCGCUGGAACGAGGCCCUGGUCACCAACAUGCUGCCGGAGCACGUGGCCCGCCACUUCCUGGGCUCCAAGAAGAGGGAUGAGGAAUUGUACAGUCAGACCUACGACGAGAUUGGGGUCAUGUUCGCUUCGCUGCCCAACUUCGCCGACUUCUACACGGAGGAGAGCAUCAACAACGGCGGCAUCGAGUGCCUGCGCUUCCUCAAUGAGAUCAUCUCUGACUUUGACUCCCUCCUAGACAACCCCCAGUUCCGGAUCAUCACCAAGAUCAAGACCAUCGGCAGCACCUACAUGGCCGCAUCCGGGGUCACCCCAGAGGCCAACACCAAUGGCUUUACCAGCGCCAGCAAGGAGGACCAGUCGGACAAGGAGCGCUGGCAGCACCUGGCCGACCUGGCCGACUUUGCCCUGGCCAUGAAGGACACGCUGACCAACAUCAACAACCAGUCUUUCAACAACUUCAUGCUGAGAAUUGGUAUGAACAAAGGCGGGGUUCUGGCGGGGGUCAUCGGCGCCCGCAAGCCCCACUACGAUAUCUGGGGGAACACGGUUAAUGUGGCCAGCAGGAUGGAGUCCACCGGGGUCAUGGGCAACAUCCAGGUGGUGGAGGAGACGCAGGACAUCCUCCGGACGUACGGCUUCCGCUUUGUGCGACGCGGUCGCGUCUUCGUCAAGGGCAAAGGGGAGCUGCUGACCUUCUUCCUCAAGGGGCGGGAGAAGGUGGCCCCUUUCCCCAACGGCAGCUCCUCCGUCACCCUGCCGCACCAGGUGGUCGACUGCUCCUGAAGGCACCGCGCCCCACGCUCACGCCCCCACGCUCUGCACCAAGGAGCUGAGACCAAGUCUCGUGCUGCUGUUGCCGCUGCCGUCGCCUCUUAGUUGCAGCUGCCCCCCUCUCCUCUCCCCGCCCCACCCACCCCCUUUCCUGGAGGAGGGAGCUGGAGGCUGCCACUCGCCCAACCCCCGCCUGCCCUCUCGCCCCAGGGCGGUGUGGCGCGGGGCAGCCGGGGAAGGACGCGGGGCAGCUCUAUCUGCUGCCGGACCGGGUCAGGCCGAGCCUGUGGUCCCCGCAGUCGGCAUGUGGGAAGGCCGGGGACCGUGGGGGUCGGCUGGCUGCCGGGGCUCGGGCCCGGCCCGGCUCCCACCGGCCGACGCAGGAGGAGAGCGCGUGUGCAAUACUUCCUUUCACUUGGAGAAAAAAUAACUGUGUAUUUCAAGAAAAAAAUAUAUUCUAUCUACAAACA
Molecule: messenger RNA, 4019 nt
Organism: Tachyglossus aculeatus (Australian echidna)
Lineage: Eukaryota; Metazoa; Chordata; Mammalia; Monotremata; Tachyglossidae
Gene: ADCY3
Product: adenylate cyclase 3
Exons: 22
Coding region: 100-3561 (1153 amino acids)
Biological process (GO): adenylate cyclase-activating G protein-coupled receptor signaling pathway; cAMP biosynthetic process; intracellular signal transduction
Cellular component (GO): plasma membrane
Molecular function (GO): adenylate cyclase activity
Source: RefSeq, a predicted model, not a curated record